AUGCCGAUGCUCAAGGACCCUUCGACAAAAUACAAGAAGUUCAAGCCAAUUCACCUCCCGGAUCGGAAAUGGCCAGACAGGACCAUCGACAAGGCCCCGCGGUGGCUGUCGACAGACCUCCGGGAUGGCAAUCAAAGCUUGGUUGACCCAAUGAAUGGGGACCAAAAGUGGAAAUACUUCAAGAUGCUCUGCGACCUUGGCUACAAAGAGAUCGAAGUGUCGUUUCCUUCUGCUUCCCAGACUGAUUUCGAUUUCACAAGACGCCUGAUUGAGACCCCUGGGGCUGUGCCAGAUGAUGUCUGGCUUCAGGUUCUUUCCCCUUGCAGAGAAGAUCUUAUUCGGCGCACAAUCCAGGCCCUGAAGGGCGCUAAGAAGGCCAUUGUUCACAUCUAUCUUGCCACUAGCGAAUGCUUCCGCCGGAUCGUCUUCAACUUCACCGAGGAGGAGAGUAUCGAGCUGGCUAGUAGGUGUACUGCUCUUGUGAGAUCUCUGACCAAGGACGACCCAGAGCAGCAGGGAACAGAAUGGGCCUUUGAGUUCAGCCCUGAGACUUUCUCCGAUACGGAUCCCGAUUUUGUCCUUAGAAUUUGCGAGGCGGUCAAGAAGGCUUGGGAGCCUACGGUCGAUAACCCCAUCAUCUUCAACCUCCCGGCCACAGUUGAGAUGUCGACCCCGAACGUUUAUGCUGACCAAGUCGAGUACUUCUGCCGCAACAUCAGUGAGCGCGAGAAAGUCUGCGUUUCCCUCCACCCUCACAAUGACCGUGGCUGCGCAGUGGCUGCCGCUGAGCUGGCACAAAUGGCUGGUGCCGAUAGAGUGGAGGGUUGCCUCUUUGGUAACGGUGAGAGAACUGGCAAUGUUGACCUCGUCACCCUUGCCCUGAAUCUUUACACCCAGGGUAUCUCGCCCAAUAUCGACUUCUCCGACCUCAACAGUGUGAUUAAGGUUGUAGAGGAGUGCAAUAAGAUCGAGGUACACCCCCGUGCUCCUUAUGGUGGCUCCCUGGUUGUGUGCGCUUUCAGCGGGUCACACCAGGAUGCCAUCAAGAAGGGCUUCAACCUCCGCGAAAAGGAGGGCAAAGCCUACCACGAGCACUGGCAGAUUCCAUAUCUGCCGCUCGAUCCCAAGGAUAUCGGUCGUGAUUACCAGGCCGUUAUCCGUGUGAACUCCCAAAGUGGAAAGGGUGGUGCUGCCUGGAUUAUCCAGCAGCAGCUUCACCUUGAUCUCCCUCGCGGCCUGCAGGUCGCCUUCAGCAAGGUUGUCCAGGAUAUGGCCGAGAGGAAGGGUCGUGAACUGCUCCCGACUGAGAUCACCGAGCUCUUCCAGCAUACAUAUUCCCUGGUCCAAAACGCUCGGUUCCAGAUUGUCGAUUACACCAUCACCCCUGACCGGUCCACCUCUCCGGCACCUCCUGAGCCUGGCAAGACUCAGGACACCAGGAACCUUAGGAGGGUCUUUGAUGGCGUGAUUUCGAUUGAUGGCGUCGAAUACAAGAUCCGUGGUCGUGGCAACGGUCCCAUCUCGAGCCUGGCGAACGCUCUUCGGACGGUUGGCAUCGAUCUCGAUGUCCAGGACUAUAAAGAGCACGCCGUUGGAAGGGGCCGCGAUGUCAAAGCUGCUACCUACAUUGAGUGCAUCGCUGCAGGCUCCAGCGAGAAGGUCUGGGGUGUUGGCCUCCAUGAGGAUGUUGUCCAGAGCUCUAUCAAUGCCCUGCUGAGCGCUGCCAGCAACUUCUACAAGUCCGGCAGCCCCAAGAUUCCUGUACAGGCUGCUAACGGUGUCAAUGGCUCUGCGAAGAUCACCGACAUCAUCAACGCUCUUGAGGCGAAGGCGGAUGAGAUGUAA
Molecule: messenger RNA, 1845 nt
Organism: Thermochaetoides thermophila DSM 1495
Lineage: Eukaryota; Fungi; Ascomycota; Sordariomycetes; Sordariales; Chaetomiaceae
Exons: 4
Coding region: 1-1845 (614 amino acids)
Biological process (GO): L-leucine biosynthetic process
Cellular component (GO): mitochondrion
Molecular function (GO): 2-isopropylmalate synthase activity
Source: RefSeq, a predicted model, not a curated record